Penicillium robsamsonii is the source of this 1104-nucleotide messenger RNA. Its product is annotated as putative C6 transcription factor. NCBI's taxonomy places the organism in Eukaryota, Fungi, Ascomycota, Eurotiomycetes, Eurotiales, Aspergillaceae. Gene Ontology annotation, cellular component: nucleus. The record is from RefSeq and is a predicted model, not a curated record. The coding region runs from base 1 to 1104 and encodes 367 amino acids. The transcript is spliced from 4 exons.
AUGAAGAACCAGCCUGUUGAGACACUUAGCGGUGGUUCCAAUGCUCCAGUGACCGUGCGGAUUAUAUCAGUAAAGCCGAGAACUGGGUCUUUCGGUCUCUAUGUUGAAAUCUUGGGUAUCCUCUCACGUGGUUCACCUGUUCUUGAAACGGCCCGUGGAUAUCGGAGCUCUCUCCGAUGUCGAGGAUUCCCAGCGGCCACCUAUGUGAAACUCGAUACUGAAUAUGCCUACGAAAACUCGUCCCGACUGUUCAGUGGGUCCAAGCAUGGCCGGGCUACGCACAGCGAUUGGGUGCAAUUGCAUGCAACAUACCAAACAGCUGUGAUUCGUCUGCACUCCUCGGCAGCAUACCCGACAACCCGAUCUCCGAUCUUCACGCCCUCAUACAGUGCUAGCCAGCGAUGCCUGUUAGCCGUCGAAAACAUUCUAUCAGUAACAAGAUGGGCCCGCCCCUUCGCCUUCACUCUCUGGGUCUCAGCGCGCCUACUCCUCGUCCACGGUUCAACCAUUGCACAUACCGUCAGCCCCGAUAUUAUCUUUUUUGUGGACACUCUAUGCCAGUUAGGAAAAUACUGGAAAGUCGCCGAGCGAUACAGCAGCAUCCUUCAACGCGUCCUGGACGAGUACAAUGAGUAUCAGCAAUCGACCGCCAUAGACGGCGAACGAUCCACACCAUCAACAGUCAAGAUUCUCGCCGAUAUGCGUCGCUGUGCAUUCGACCUGGACUUUUUGAUCUCGCGUCAACCACGUGAAUCACCUGCCGACAAUGGCAUUGGCGAGAGCCACCAGCCCCAUCCACCCCCGGCGUCAAUACCCGCCCGCAAUUUCGCACCCAACGAACUUGAGUAUCUCGAUGUCUUUGGUUUCUUCAACGUUCCCCGUGUUCCUCCUGCGCGGGCUCCUGACUUGACUACUUCCACCCACUUGGAAAUCCCAGAUUCUGUGCCAAAUCCGAUGUCAAUUCAUGGAUUGACGGACGCUAGCCUCGCGGCUCCGGCCGGGUCAGUAGCUGUUGGUGGUCAUUCCUCCAAUACGAAUGAAUUCAACAUCACCAACUACUUGAUUCCGACGCCGGAGACGGAUUGGCUGUUCCGACCAUCCUAG